Molecule: messenger RNA, 6033 nt
Organism: Anastrepha obliqua
Lineage: Eukaryota; Metazoa; Arthropoda; Insecta; Diptera; Tephritidae
Product: cadherin-23
Exons: 17
Coding region: 25-6024 (1999 amino acids)
Biological process (GO): homophilic cell-cell adhesion
Cellular component (GO): plasma membrane
Molecular function (GO): calcium ion binding
Source: RefSeq, a predicted model, not a curated record
CCAAAAUACUCGAAAAAAAAAACCAUGGACAACGAAAAAGCGUUGCAACGCCGCCACCAAAUUUCAAAUGCACAGAGCCGUCAACUAAUAGCGAUAACCAUUGCAAAUUUGUUACCAGAGAUUAAAAGAAAAUACAAAAAAGUACGUUUAAAGGCCAGACGAAAGUCAUGCAUUUCUUGCGCAAGCACAGUUGCGCUGGUAUUCUUGACUCUACUGCAUCCGGUGACCAGUAAUCGGCCACCACGAUUUGCCAUCGACGGUGGUCAAUCUGAAAUUGUUUUGCGACUGAAGGAGAGCCCGGAGACAGCCGUAGGUUCCCACAUAUAUACUCUUAAAGGUUUCGACCCCGAUAAUGAUCCUUUAAUAUUCGGCAAACGUCCGUCCCACGACAGCGAAGUCAUACGCAUUGAGAAUACAGGAGACAAUCAGGCUAAUAUCUACUUAGCCAAAGAAUUAGAUAGAGAGUUGCAAGACGAAUACUCGAUAGUUCUAACGCUAACCGAUAAUCAUUACAACGACUACAAUUACGUCACGCAAAGUUUUCUGCUACUCGUGGAGGACAUUAACGACAAUGCACCAAUAUUUUUACCUUAUCAAAAUGCCAUCGAAAUACCGGAAAAUAGUGAUCCUGGUAUUAUAACAACAAUAGAAGCAACGGAUGAGGACGAAGGUGCCUAUGGGCAAGUCGUCUACUAUCUACAAGAGUUGGAUGGCGACAACGACAUGUUCUCCAUAUCCACAUAUCAGGGCAAGGGUGUGCUACGGCUGAUGGGCGAGUUAGAUUACGAAACUAAAAGUCUGUACCAAUUGCGUAUUUUAGCUGUCGAUCGCGCUAAUCAGGGACCCGUAAAUACUGGCACCGCAGCCAUUCUAGUCAAAGUGGGUGAUGUCGGCGAUCAACCACCCGAGUUUGUUGAAGUCCAAGCAGUAGCACGCAUUCCUGAGAAUGCAGAAAUAGGCACACGUGUGCUACGUGUACGCGCUAUUGAUGGCGAUCGUGGCAUAAACAAUCCCAUUCAGUAUGAAUUAGAAGCCAAUGAGUUGUUCGACAUUGACCGGCAGACAGGCGUAGUCUACACAGCGCAACAGCUCGAUCGUGAGGAUAGCAGCAAGCAAGUAAAUGGAGCGUAUAUUCUAAAAAUAACAGCCACCGAGGUGCCACAACUUCAAAUGCGUGCAUCGGAGGAGGUGAUGCACAUCAAAACGGAAGUCACCGUGAUCGUAACGGACAUAAAUGAUGAAAUACCAACAUUCAGACAAUUUAUUUACCGAUGCGAGGUCAAUGAGAACUCACAAAGUAAUACACCAUUGAGUUUCAUAGAUGAUGAUGUGCAAAAUUAUGUCGAAGAUCACGAUAUGGGCAAUAAUGGCACAUUUCGUUUGUUUUUGGAUCCGCCAAAUGAUCUGUUCGAAAUUGUGCCUGCCGUGGCAGUGAAUGAGGCAAACUUCAUGGUGAGAGUGAAGAACGCGAAGGCUAUCGAUUACGAAGAAAUGAAGGAGAUUAACUUCACACUUUUUGCAAGAGAGAUCGAUGAGCCGACUAGGUGGAGCUCUGCACAUCUUCAAGUUUAUAUUCGCGAUCAAAAUGAUAAUUUUCCCGAGUUUACACAAGCAAUAUACAAUGCGAGUGUGCCAGAGAAUAGUGAACUAGGCACCAUCGUUACAAAAGUCGAAGCCACGGAUGUAGAUUCUGGCGAUUUCGGCUCAAUGGGUAUACGAUUUAUGAGCCUACGCGGCAGCAUCGCACAUUUACUACAUCUUAAUCCCAUUACUGGUGUUAUUACCAUCAAACAGGCGGACGACUCAGCUUUCGAUCGCGAAAUCAUUUCGCUGCAUUACCUUACCGUUGAAGCUAUCGACAAUGUUGGCAUUGGAAACCGCAACACCGCACAAAUCAUAGUCAAUAUUGAGGAUGUCAAUGAUAAUGCACCAAUUUUUUUACAACGUCACUAUGAGGCUAAAUUGCUGGAAAAUAAAGCCGAGUUCGAGACACCACUGCUAUUAGAAGCGCGCGACAUAGAUCUCAGUGGCACCGAGAACAGUCAGAUCACUUACGAGCUUGUCGACGAUCUUUAUCGUGGCAAUUUCAGUAUUGAUCCCAAAAAUGGUCUGCUGCGGCCAUUGCACGCUUUCGACUAUGAAGAAUUGCUGGAGAGUAGGCGACGUGUGCGGCGAGGUGUCAAUAAUGGUAUACGUGAAAUCGAUUUGUUGGUGCGUGCACGUGACUCGGGCAUUCCUAUGCUCUCGAGUGUGGUGCCGGUGCUUGUAUAUCUUGAAGAUGUAAACGAUAACCCGCCCAUAUUUCAAAAGAAUUUCUAUGCCAAGACUAUACCAGAGGACCUGCCGGGUGGAAGCUCGAUACUACAGGUGAUGGCAAUCGAUCGUGAUGGGGCUGCGCCGAACAACGUGGUGGUAUACCGCAUACAAAUGGGUGCCAGUGAUAAGUUUAUCAUUAAUUCGGAAUCUGGCGUUAUAUCGGUGGCACAUGGCGCAAAUCUUGAUCCAGAUUUGACGGAACCGAAAAAACUUGUCUAUACGCUGACUGUGCUCGCUUUGGAUGGAGGUUUAGGCAACUCACAACUCAUGAACUCUGCCACGGUUAAUAUAACCAUUAAGGAUAUAAAUAAUAAACCACCCGUUUUAGGAGAGCUACCCACCAUACGAAUUAUGGAAAAUACUGCUGUAGGCACUCAAGUAUAUCGAGUACAGGCCACGGAUCCUGACGAAUUGCCAAUUAUACGAUAUCGCCUGAAUAGGGACAACUGUGAAGCGCGCAAUGAAGAGGGAACCUUUAUCAAACUUACAGAAUUUGAUUUUUUAAGCGCAGUCGACUUGGAUCCUAUUGAAGGGACAUUGAAGCUGCUCAAACUUCUGGAUCGCGAGAAAGUCGAACAUCUCAAGCUGGCCAUAAGCGCUGAGGACUUGGCUGCAGUGAAAGGGAGGCAAGUGGUGGAAGCUUUUCUAAACAUAAUAAUCGAAGAUGUAAAUGAUAACAAUCCGAAGUUCAAGCAGCCGUUCUAUCGCAAAACGAUUACCGAGAACAGCAUUAACGGUGUAUUGAUUGCAAAUAUACUCGCCUAUGAUGUGGACAAAAAUAAAACAAUCACAUAUUCAUUAGAGGGUAAUCCCGCGAUAAGGAAUCUGGUACAUCUUGACCCACAAACUGGCGAGUUGGUAGUGGCGAAUAAAAUUGACCACGAACAAUUUCAGUGGUUGAAUUUGACGGUGCGCGCAACAGAUUCAGGUGUGCCGCCACGAUCCACACUCGUCGAUGUUUAUGUGUCCGUGUUAGAUGAGAACGAUAAUAAUCCGUAUUUCAUUGGUGGUUCGCAGAACUAUACAAUAAGUGAGAACGCCGAAAAAGGUGCACGCAUUGGCACAGUACUGGCAACCGAUGCUGAUUCAGGAGAUUUUGGCAAAAUCACUUUUCUCAUGGAUCGCAUAAGUUCGCAGGGAAAAUUUUCAAUUGAUGCAGACACUGGUGUGCUCUCGGUUGCCGAUAGAUUAGAUCGUGAAACAAAAGACUUUUACAUGCUGGUCAUCGAAGCUUGGGACAAUUAUCAGUUUGGUUUCCUGGCGGGCGAGAGUCGUAAUGCCUUCAAGCAAAUAUUUAUAACCAUAUUGGAUGAGAAUGAUAAUGCACCCGAAGUUUUCCUACCUAGCAGCUGUGUGCUGAUCACCGAGUACCAUGACAUGAAUGAAAAAAUUGCCACUAUUCAUGGCAAAGAUGCCGAUGAUUCGGAUUCACCAAAUGGACGCUUAGAAUUUCAAAUUACGAAAGGCAAUAAAUAUGAUCUUUUCGAGCUACGACAGAUCGACGAGUGGACUGCAAAUAUUUACGCACAUACGCUUUUGCGCAACAAAUUUGGUAAUUACACGCUCACCAUAGCUACACGCGAUUUAGGUGUUCCCUCGAAUAUCGUGACCAACACUUUGGAUAUUUGUAUAUCCGAUUUUAAUGAUCAUCCACCAGUUUUCGUGACACCUUUACAUAAUACUACACUGCGCAUACCCGAGAAUACUACUGUGGGCACACAACUGCUGCAAGUGGUGGCCACCGAUGAAGAUAUUGGCAUGAAUGCGUUGGUGCACUAUCGCUUAAAACCUGAUCCACUGGGCAGCUACAAAAUAUUCGAUAUCGACAGUGAAACUGGACAAUUGUUUUUGAAGGAGCAACUAAAUCGUGAGAAGCAAAAGAUACAUGAGAUAAGAAUCGAAGCAUACGAUCAGGGACUUCCAAACUCUUUGAGCACCGACUUGGACUUAACGAUCUAUAUAAGGAACGUUAAUGAAUACGAACCACAAUUUGUGGUGGAAGAAAUACACGUUAACUUUACAGAGCACGCUGAUCCCGGUUCAGAGCGUGUUAAGCUACCGGACACAAUUGACAAAGACGAAGUAGAUGAUCUCGAUGACCCACCCAGCUCGGUUUGUUAUUUCAUUGUGAAAGGCAACGAGCAAGGCUACUUUAAACUUAAUCCCGAAACGCAUAUACUCAGCGUGGAGAAAGAACUAGAUCGUGAGUUAAUUGCCAACUACACUCUCUUUGUGAGAGCAACGGAGAAUUGUUCAUACGAAAAAUUCUCGUAUGCAUCUGAAAAAACCGCUGGCAAUCGCCGGUCAGAUGGCAUUGUAGAUAACGGCGCUCGCUGGCAAGGGCAGUCUAAUGUUGGCCGAAAACAAGCCGGGUUUCUGCGCAAUUCACAAUUUUUCGAUCGCUAUAAGCAUUCACGUAAUUUGCGCUCAAUCAUCGAUGAGGAAACUCCCCACGCGCAAGAGUCGUACGAGUUUACCGACGAUAAUGUCUCGUUAACUAGCGAAGAGGUGCUGCUAUUCGAUAGCACUGUGGUGCGUGUGCGUGUACGUGUGUUGGACAUUAACGAUAAUCCGCCGCAUUUUCGCACGAAGGUAUUCACAGGCGGCAUAACCACAAGUGCUGAUUUUGGCACGAAAUUUAUGCGUGUAGAAGCUUUAGAUCCGGAUGAGGGCGUGAAUGCCAAGAUCUCUUACUAUAUGGUCGGUGAGAUCCGGCAGACGUUAGCAGAGGGUUUGGAAAAUGUCAAAAAGUCGCCAUUUCUGGUGGACCCUAAGACGGGUGAUGUGCAAUUAAAUUUCGAUCCACAAAAAAGUAUGAAAGGAUAUUUUGAUUUUAUGAUAUUAGCUAACGAUACGUUGGGCAUGAAGGAUGUGGCGCAUGUAUUUAUCUAUUUGCUGAGAGAGGAUCAGAAGGUGAAAUUUGUUUUCCGCUUACAACCAGACGAGUUGCGACUCAAAAUCAACACAUUCAGAGAGACACUCAGCCAUGUCACCGGCGCAAUUGUGAAUAUAGAUGAAAUAAAGGUGCAUGAAAAUAAAGAUGGUUCCGUGGAUAAAACGAAAACUGAUCUUUACAUGCAUUUGGUGGAGCGAGAGGAUAAUUCAAUAUAUGAUGUGCCGGAGGUGCUAAAGCUAAUCGAUCAGCACAUAGAACAUUUGGAUAAUCUUUUCAAGGAGCUGAACGUAUUGGAUACUCAGGCAGCGGAGGCUGAACUACUAGUUGCUGGGCCACCGAAACCAAUGUUUAUUUGGCUAAUUUUCACAAAUUUAUUUUUGGCCACAUUGUUGGUGGUCACGUUGGCUUUGUGUGCCUCACAACGAAAAGGCUACAAGAGACAACUGCGCGCCGCCAAAGUGAAUAUAUUUAGAAACUCUUCGUUGUCGCUGCAAAACAGCACCGAACCAGCUACUCGAGUACCAAAUACGAAUAAACACAGCGUUCAAGGCUCAAAUCCCAUCUGGCUGAAGGGCUAUGAGAACGAAUGGUUCAGAAAUGAGGAAAAUCUAAGUCAAGGUGGCCAGGAUUCGUUGGAUGACAAUUUUCUAGCCAUUGGUACACAGGACAUACACGAGACGCUAAAAGGCACUGCAAAACUCUUCAAUCACACAAACGACCUCAACCGGCACUUUAAUGUGUACAACCAAAUCGAUAAAUUAACAAAUAAUGCUCAAAUAUUAGCGCGUAAAUUAGAGACUACAGAAUUGUAAGAAAGAAUA